Molecule: messenger RNA, 3116 nt
Organism: Linum tenue
Lineage: Eukaryota; Viridiplantae; Streptophyta; Magnoliopsida; Malpighiales; Linaceae
Source: the annotation of a GenBank genome assembly
GUGAAAAAUACCUCGCUCCACCCGUCUCCUUCCUCAGUCACAGCUGUUGUAGUGAGAUUAUUAAUGGCGGGUCACAUGAUUCCUCCCAAAGGACCAGGAUUGGGACGGGAAGUUAGGCAGCAACCGCCCAUUAAAUUAACAGCAGCGGCCGGGGCUUAUCAGACGACCUUUUCUCUGCCCUCAGUUUUGUAUUGUUUUGAUAGUCGGGAAGCGAUGAAAGCUCAUGCAAGUCAAAUCCCGUCUUCCUUCCCUGCUGUAGAUAAAAACAAAACCCAUAGGGAUAGCAGAUUGAUACAGCUGCAUAAACAUUGAUAAACCCGCAACCCGACAACACACCUCUUCUUCCUCCGUACUGCUUCUUCUGCUACUUCCCGUUCCUCUUCUUCAUCUUCUUCUCCCGUUCUCUCUCUUUCCUCUUUAUUCCUUCCUUCUUUCGUUUCCUACCAAAUUCCAACUUCCUUCUUUCUCCCUCUGCCUUGUUGGUUUCUUUCAAUUCUUGUACAAACUCGAUCGUAUUCCUCUCUCUAGAAACAAGAAUCGAAGCGGGGGCAGGGCAAUCUACUUGAGAACCUUUUAUGGAAGGGAAGCACCAACUGGAUUUUGGUCUGCCACUUUUAUCAGUAAGAAGGGUUCCAUCACCCGCUGUUGUUGCGAAAGAGGCAGGCAGCAGGAGGAGCAGGAAACCAGCAGAUGUCCCAAAGCUGCCACCACUUCCCUUUUACAAAUCAGAGCUGAAAUCAGGGCCAGUCGGGGUUCCAGGGUCGGUUCCUUUUGUGUGGGAGAGAAGCCCUGGGAGGCCAAGGAAGGAAACCAGCUCAGAUUCCCUACCACCUCUCCUCCCUAGACUUCCUCCUGGGAGAAGGCCAUUGAAUGUCAAACAGGUUGCCUCAGAUGCAGCCUCUGAAGGGUCAUCGUCGCCAGCUGCUUCUUGCUCCAGGAAUGGUGGCCUUUCCAGUGACCAGAAUUCGCCUACUACAGUAAAGGCAGAAGAGAAAUCCGGAAAAGUUAUGGAGGAGACGAAGAGCUCCAAUCUAGAUGGUGAUGGCAUUGAUGAUGAAGAGACGUUCGUAGAUGCAUUAGAUACCCUCUCAAGGACAGAAUCUUCGUACUUGAACUGCAGCAUAACCGGAGUUAGCGGGCUAGAGGGUCUGGAUAUGAGACCAACUAGGACACUCUCUAGUGAUUUGCAGGCUAGGGAAUUCAUGAUGGGUAGAUUCUUGCCUGCUGCACAAGCUAUGGCUUCUGAGAAUCCUCAGUAUUCUACGCAGUAUCCCACUAAGAAACAGCCUGUUCUAAGAGAGCAAGCUAGACAGAUUAAGACAAUUGAACGUGUCGAAGAGGAUCAGCUUCCUUCGAAAGGUUCAAGGGUAAACGUACUACCAUACCAUGCUCAAGUUGAUAAUCCAAAAGAGGAUGAUGAUGAUGAUGAUGAUGAUGAUUACAGCGAACCUAAUGCUUCUUCGCUUGGAAUUUGUGGGUUAUUGCCUCGGUUUUGCCUCCAUAAUUCUUUGAGUCUACUAAAUCCUGGUCCUAGGAUUAGAAAGCCGGCUCAUAUAUCCGCUUCUUCGGUCAGGACAAGAAGCAGCAUCGGAAAUAAGUAUGAUCAGGCUGCUGCUUAUGUAAGAAGAAUACCUUAUGAAGCUCAACCGUGCAAAGAGCCGCAGAGUAAUGCUGGAUGGUCACAUCAUGAGCCAUCUCAACCUCCGGCCUCUAAAACACAAGGUUUUCUUGGAACUCCUAACAAAUAUAAGGAUUCAGAGACAAUGGGUUCUAUUCUAUCCGUUAAGGAAGUCAUCAGUUUCGGCGAACUAUUAGCCAAUGAUGAUAUAGAAUGGAAAUCAGGCUCUGGAAGUCCUGUUGUUGAGAAAACCCUGUAUAUCGAUUCUAUACAGGAAGUAACGCAAAUUGAAGAUACAGACUCUACUUCCUCGGAUAAGAAAGGUUCAGCCAGUGACAAGGAAUUCAAGGAAACAGUUUCUGUGGAUGGUUCAUUGCCAAAGGCUAAGCAAUCGAAGCCCUUGAGUAAAAAGGAAGAAGAAGAGCUUGAGCAAUUUGGAUCUUUUGGCUCUUGUUAUCUUUCAUUUUCCGACAAUGAAGUUCAAGUGGACGUCCGGCGCGAUCAAGAGCUUAUUCUUGCUCCUGCUGCGUUGACGAUGCCAGCACUCGAUGAAGAUGGCAACAAAAAUAAUAGUGUGUGGCCAGUAGUCAGCAAGGGAGAUUCUCAAGGACCACUGAAGCAGUCUACCAACUUGAUAAGGCAAAAGCUGGCAGGUGACAGAGGGAAGGACGAUUCGCAAAACCAAAAUAAUACAAGGCCAAGUCAACAGAAACCUUGUUAUGGAAACUCACUUAACCCUCUUGCACCACCUUUACCGAAAUCUCCUUCAGAGUCAUGGCUGAAGAGAGCUUUGCCCACUGUCUCGUCAAAAACACAGCUGUCGAAGUCUUCCCUUGGCAUUCUUGGGGAUUCAAAGGUUGAGGACUCCAUUACAAAAUCCUACUCAGGUAAAACCUGGGAAACGAUUGUUAAAUCUUCUGGCGAGAGGAACAGGCGAUUUCAGGUAUCAGAGGGCCAACUUACAGCCAUACCAGAAGCCUAAGAGUUAAAGGGUCAAGUCGCCUUUCUGCAGCAUAUGUUGUAUAUCAGGUUUGUUGGGUGCUGACAGAUGAAAGCACAAGGAAAGUGGGUUUCAGCUAAAUAAUUACAGUAUAAAAAAAAUGAUAGAAUCUUUUUCUGGCUUUGAAAGUUGAAUUAUUUGGAAUGAUAGAAUCUUUGUUCUCUGUAAAGCAUAGGAGGGGCAAUCUUUGUAGCUGUAUGUAAUGAGAUUAGGAGAAUAAAAGCGGGGGCGGGUGUAUAUGAUCUGUAAUGCAUGUUGCUUAGUUUUUAAGAGUGAAAUAAUGAAUACAAGCAAUGAUUGUAUACUUUUUGCUGUCCUGUGUGUCCCAAAGAAAAGGAUGACGCUACUGCUGUAUUAUUGUUAUUGGGCAAAGCCCCUGGCGGCUUUCUCUUCUGUGUGGGUCAGAGGAAUGGCAAGAUGGAAGGUGGAUGAAUUGUCGUAUGAUGUUUUGGUAACUUGUCAUUUCUGUAAGUGGAAAGUGAUUGAGAAGUGUCACGC